CUCGAUGAAUGAGACUAGGUCGUUUGUGAGUGUUCCGGUGUUGAGAGACCUGUCACUCGUCAGUGUUUUGAUGUCAAAACAAAAAUCUGACUAUCGGGAAAGAAAGGAGAGGAAAAAAACUAAAUGAGGAAAAAAGAGCAGAUAACGAUGGAAGUAAAAGAGGAACCUCAGGAACUGAAUGAAGUGGAGGAGAAGCAGCAGGAACCUCAUGAUGUCAUCACUGAAGAAAAAUCUGACUCCAAUCAACAUGGAAAGAGUUCACAAAAAGGACAACAUAGUGAUGAUAUGAGCAUUAACGGUAAAGAGAAAAGUCACACAUGCCAGGAGUCUCGAGAAGGUUUUAAAUAUGCUAAAAACUUGAAGAAACAUUUGGGAACUCACACUGGAGAGACAUCCUACAAAUGCCCUCAUUGCAAUAAGGGUUUUACACAUUCAAAUAACUUUUAUAUACAUUUAAGAACUCAUCCUGAAGAGAUGCUGUACAAAUGCCCUCAAUGCGAAAAGGGUUUUACACGUGCAGAUAACUUUUAUAUACAUUUGAGAACUCACCCUGAAGAGACGCCAUACAAAUGCCCUCAUUGCGAAAAGGGUUUUACACGUGCAGAUAACUUUUAUAUACAUCUGAGAAUUCACAAUGAAGAGAUGCCAUACAAAUGUGAUCAGUGUGAAAAGAGUUUUAAACAUCAAGAUAACUAUAAGAGACAUUUGAUAACUCACACUGGAGAGAGACCGUACACCUGUCUUCAGUGUGGGAAGGGUUUUAAACUGAAAGUGACCCUUAAGAUUCAUGAACUAAUUCACACUGGAGUGAAGCCUUACACCUGUCCUCAAUGUGAAAAGAGUUUUAGACAGAAAUCUAAUCUUAAGAGUCACAUAACAUUACACACUGGGGGGGAACCUUACAUCUGUCCUCAGUGUGGAAAGGGUUUUACACAGAAAGCACAUCUUAAGUGUCACAUAACAAUUCACAUCGGUGACAGACCUUUUACUUGUCCUCAGUGUGGAAAGGGUUUUCUAAAAAAAAUAAGACUGGAAGAUCACUUGAGAGUUCAUACAGGAGAGAAACCUUUCAAGUGUACUCAGUGUGAAAAGAGUUUCAAAAAUGCAUCAUAUGUCAAAGUCCACGAGCAGACUCAUUGUAAAGAAAAAUCUUUUAACUGUGCUGAGUGUGGGAAAACAUUUGGCUCAGCAUAUUUCCUGAAACAACACAAGAAAAUUCAUGUCAGUGAAAAGCCUUACACUUGUUUUGUUUGUGGAAAGAGUUUUGUACUGAUUGAAAAUUUGAAAAAACACCAGAUAAUACAUACUGAUGAGAAAACUCAUGUGUGCUCUGAGUGUGGGAAAACUUUCUUGACAACCAGAGCUUUGACAAAGCACCAAAGAGUCCAUACUGGAGAAAAACCAUGAACAUGAGUGUGAAAAGAGAUUUACAGAUUUACAUUACUUUUAAGGCACACAAGAGUUUUUUUUAACAUGGAACAGUUUACUUGGAAUGCCAAUACCAAAAUAUUGUUUGCCAAGCCAUGUUGUUUUUGCUGAAGUAAAUAAAAGAGGAGUUAGAAGUCACACAAUACCAGUUGUUUCAAAACUUCUUGUAAACCUUAUUUGUGGUCCUCCAGGUAUUUUCAGUGUCCUAUGGCUUUGUUAGCUGGGAUUACACACCCCAAAAUUACGGCUGCGAUGUACAUGGUGCUGAAUUCAAGCGCAUCCCAUCAGCUCUGCUUAUUUGCGACCCUAUCCUAAUUUGCGCUGCUCUUAGUAGAUUGUGUUAUUUAAUUUGCUCUUAAGUAAAUAACCUGCAGAUAUUACCACUUUUUUGGAAUUGCACUCUCGCGCUAAUUUGCCUCAUUUAGUAAAUCUGGCCUAAUGUUAACUGCAGUCACUUUCCAAGAAGUUGGUCAGGAAACUCCAAUAGCAGAAUUCAACACUAAGCUCUGUCCACGCGUGCCAUCGAACACAAUGCACGUCACGUUUUCAAGUUUAAGGCGGCAGUUCAAUAUAGAGUAAUAGAGUAAAUCUAAUCAUCAUACAGUAAAAAUCACUUCAAGAAUAAAAACAUGGCAUUUAGUUUUGUUGUAAAACAGAAAAAGAAAGGCCAAUCUUUUAUUGUAAAAGCAGACUUUCUGCAGUCUGCAGAAAUACUACACACUCUUCAAGCCUACUUUGAAAUCAUUAUGUAGUAUUUGCAGCGUACGUUAAUAUUCUCUUAAUAUUUGUUUUUAACAAUGUGCUGCGCUGCCACACGUCGAAAUAAAUUAAAUAAGCAUUCAAUUUGGGGUAGCACCUGGGGUGGCCAGUCAGAUGUCGGGGGUCCAGUGCCACCCUGGACACCCCUCUGGCUCUGACAAUGAUAUGAUUUCCUUUUUUGCUAAAGGAGAGCAAAAAAAUUACAAUAUGCAAUUCCUACAGAUUAUGAAACUCUUAAAACUAGGGUUGUUCUGACUUGUAUCGGAUUGGUACGUGGGUUCCAUUUUCUUUAUAAACCUAGUUAUGCCCGUUAUAGCUAAUGCUGCAAAGCGAAACUCAUUUCUUCUUCGCUGCUCUGAAUGCAAACACCAGACAGUUGCCACACGCGUGACGCAACUGCUGUUUACUUAGGGCCUGUUUACACGAGAACGCUCGAGGUUAAAAACGUAAAAAUAUUUUAUCGGAUGUGCCUUUCGUUUACACGGCGACGGCGUUUUGGGGGCUUAAAAACGCAAAAAAGUGAAACCACCCUUCAGAGUGGAAAUCUUAAAAACGAUCUACCGUCGCGUUCUCGUCUAAAGAGUAAAAACGCAAAAGUCUGCUCACGGUGGCUCUCGUCGCGCACACGUUUACGUCACAGGCAUGCGCCAGUUCAGGAAAAUAACAACAAACAUGUCAGAUUAUUUCCAUACGUCGGACCUUCAAGUUGCCAUAGCAGCUCUGAUAAAUAUACAAGUCUUUCCAGCAGUUGUACGAAUUAUUCACAGCAAGUAUUACUGAUCAGAGAAGGCACAUUAAUUACCUCAGUGAAACUGUUGAUGCGCCAAUUCGUCGGAGGCAAACCAGACGGCUUUGAAUGAGACCUGGGAGAACCAGGAAGAAGGUUGUACGCAGGCUCACGAGCCGUUUCUCAAUGUCAAGGAAACUUCCUUGGCAGGACUAGUCCUUACAAGUCACUUCCUUCAGAGGCUAGGCGAGGCUCCUCUUAAGCAUUCGGAGAAGACGUUAAAUGGAACAGGCUAGCAAGUGCACGUCACUACGUCAUUGCGUGAUUGAAAGGUGUGCUUUCGGUGCUGCGCGCAUAGGAUUGUGGGUGAUUUCAGCGCGUGAAGAGCGCGAAGGAUACAAAUUUGCAUCCUUUCCUGUAUAUGGGAUAUUUCUCAAACGAAGGACUCAGUCCUUGGCUGACAUUUCGAGGAUCCUCGACAUUGGAACAGUCCUUUGACGGACGUCGAUGACGUAGCAUCCUCGAAAUUCUAGCUUCCGAGGAUCCUUCCUUGACAUUGAGAAACGGCUACGGACUUGGUGUUGUUGUGUGUCAGUGCUUCACAUUGCCACCUAGCCGCCUGGAGUGCAUACUACAUCAAAUAUCACACACUUUUGCGUCACCAUAUGCACGCAGAUUUCCCCCUCAAAAUGCUCGUAUAAACGCGGAAUAAAAAGUGAUAACGCAACACCACUUUUGCGGUUUCUUUUCAGAUCGUUUCCAUGUAAACGUAGCCUUAGAAAUGAAAGCGCGCAGCCAUAUGUCCGCUGUUUGUUAGUAUUUCAGACUAAUAAAAUGUUGACAUGUCUAAUAUGCCAUGCUGCAUUUUCGAUGGGUUGCACAAGUAUUAAUAACUUUUAUUAUUGUUAAUAAUAAUAAAAGUAACUUAUUAUAGCAUUUGAAGACGCUUUACCCUGAAAACAUGAUGGUUACAAUCAAGUCUCUUAUUUCACUACAUUGUAGCUACACUUGGUGUUUUUAAAGGAGCUUUAUUUUGCUUUGUAUUUAAAAACUGAAAUGCCUUUUGUUUAACGAAAUUGUUUCUAGACUUUUAAGUUUUAAAUAGAUUAUUUUGUUAUAUUAUUGAUAUAAUUUUUUAUUCCUUAUUUGUUUGCACUGUUUCAUACAGUUAUAUUCUAAAACUAAAAUGCCCUUUCUGUUUAUAGUGUUAGGUUUGUGGCUCUUUCUCCCUUAGGAAAAAUAAAUAUAACUGUCAAAUGUCUUUCAGCAGGGCUCAACAUAAAGGACUGCCUGGUUGCCCGGGGCAAGUGUGAGAGACGUUCGGGCCAGUAAAACGUAUUGUCACUUUCCCGAUCGGGCCAGUGCUUCACUCUCAGUCACUUAAAUAUAUUUUUCAUCAAUGUAUAUUAUUUAACAUCUUGGAAGCAGACAUUUACUUGGGUAAAACACGACGAAAGAAACAAUGCAAUAUUUUGCAGAGUUUGCUGUCAGUUUACAGGUAAAGCAGAAAAGUUGGGAAUCUUUUUUUCUUUGGAACAUGUCUGUUGUACAUGUAUACAAUUAUACUUUUUUUAUUAUUAUUUUAUUAAAAUUAUUAUUUUUACAUAUGUUACAUUGACAGUUUUUUUUAUUGGGGCCAGUGAAAAUUUUGGCAGGGCAACUGAAAACCUGAACGCCAGUAUAAAAAAUUAUUUGCGUUGAGCCCUGCUUUCAGAUAAUAAUACUCUAGUUCACUGUAUGUAUCUUUUCAUGUUUUAUACAGGAAAAAGUCUAAAGCACACCAUAAAACAGUUAUAUCCAUUCUUACAGGGCUAGUAGUAUGUACAGCUGUAUAUUAUACAGAUACACACACAGGUAUCGGACCGGUACUCUGUAUAUGCCGAAACCCCGAGCCCAGGUAUCGGGAAGAGAAAAAUGGUAACGGAACAUCUCUACUUAAAACCAAAUAUAUCCUUUUUAAAUGUAACCUCUUUAGUGAGUAAAUAACUUAAUGUCAAUGAAAUGAUAGGUGUAAGAAAUGCAUUGUUAUGAUAUUAAAAUUUAAUUUUUGUGGUUUUUAAGUUUACUAAAUAAUCUCAAAAUAUGAAUCAUUUAUUUCCCACAAAUCUGUCAAAUAAGUUUUUUUUUUUUUUUGAGAAUUUGAGCUUUAAUAUGAUGGAGUGAUGGUGGGUAAAAUAUGAAUGAAUUUCAUUUUGAGUGAAAUAUUCCUUUCAUUGUUGCAAAAUCACAUAAACUAUUGCAGUUGUAUUGGGUGGGGGGGUGGACACUUUGGAAUGUGUUUAUAUAUUUCAUUGAUGAUGUUUUUUGUAGAUUGUUGUAUAGAAAUCAUAAUUCUGACCAUGGUAAUGAG
Molecule: messenger RNA, 5264 nt
Organism: Paramisgurnus dabryanus
Lineage: Eukaryota; Metazoa; Chordata; Actinopteri; Cypriniformes; Cobitidae
Source: RefSeq, a predicted model, not a curated record